AUGGGCCCGCGGCAGACCGGACACCGCUCCAGUUGCUGCACGCACCCGCCGCACGUGUUCAGGUGCCGGCACGGGAGCACCACGCACCGAGCCGGCGCAUCCAUGCACACCACACACAUGCACCCGGCCUGCGCAACCUCAAGCGCAUGCUGCAGCUCACGCCGUGCUGCGUUUGCGCGCCGACGCGCCUCGCGCCGAAGCAUGGCCAGCUCCUGCUCGCGCCCGUCGAUCAUCGCCUCAAGCUCAUCCAUGCUCAACCCGCCAACAAUGUCGCUGGCCUUCUCGGUGGCGCUACCGGUGAGAUUGGCCAAUGCCUGGCCCUCGCGCCGUCGACUGCUCUGUAGUUCGCCCAGCUGGAGGCUGAGCUGGAUCACGGUCUGCUCACGCGCGCGGAGGUCUCGCUUGACAGCCUCGUGUGCAUCGCCAAGCUCGUUGUUCUGCUUCUGCAGCGCGGCGAUGUUGCGGAGGCCAAGCGACGAGACCGUUUUGGCCUUGGCCAGCUCGUCGGUCAGCCGAGCCACCCGCGCCUCGAGCUCGGCCACCUGCGCCACACCUGCUGGCGAAGUCUUAGCCUCGGCUACCUCCUCGCAGAGCUGUUCUAGCUCGGCCUCGCGUGCCUCCAGCUGA
This is a messenger RNA of Thecamonas trahens ATCC 50062, 627 nucleotides long. RefSeq lists its product as uncharacterized. The record is from RefSeq and is a predicted model, not a curated record. Lineage: Eukaryota; Apusomonadida; Apusomonadidae. Bases 1 to 627 code for a protein of 208 amino acids. The transcript has a single exon.